GCCGCCUGGAUCUGCUCUCAGCAUGAAGAAACUUCUGGUGGGAUUCCUGCUGGGCCUGACAUUCAUGGAGUUGGCCCAGUCCCUGCGAUGUUACACGUGCAAGGAGCCCACAGACAUUUCCAAGUGCAGGACAGCCAUCAUGUGUCCCCCGAAAGCCACCGUGUGCACCACGACGCUGCACUCCAUGGAGACAGGUUAUCCCUUUUUUGGCAACAUCACCGUGACCAGAGACUGUGAGGAGGAAUGCCUCUCCUACGACGGGAUAGGGGCCCAAAAGCCCAAAUCCUGCUGCUACACCGACCUGUGCACGGAUGACAGCAGGAGCAGCAGUGGGGUGAGGAGCAGCCCCGCAGCGCUGGGUCUGGUGGCCAUGGUGGCUGGCACGGUCCUCCAGUGCUCCCUGUGAGGUCACAAGUGCCCCAGCUCCAGCUGAAAGCCCACCACUCCCCCUGCCAAGCUGCCUCAUGAACUCUUAGAUGCUUUGGGAACAUCCUUCUUCUCUGACAUGUGGCUUCACCCGACCUUCAACGCUGGAUUCAAGCCAAGAGUUUGGGCACCUGGACUUAAACCCCUCAAAUCUCCAGUUUCCAGCUGUUUUAGCAGAUGUUCCUCACCUUCAGCUGCUUCUGGUCCUCAGGAUCCUCAGAGAAUGGGUUGAGCUGGAAGGAACCUUCAAGAUCAUCCAGUUCCAACCCCCUGCCACGGGUAGGGACUCCUUCCACUAUCCCAGGGUGCUCCAAGCCCUGUCCAACUUAGCCUGGAACACUUCCAGGGAUCCAGGGAUCCAGCUUCAGCUUCUCUGGGAAUCCUGUGCCAUGUCUGACUGAGAGGAGCAGAUGGAUCUGGGCCCAGUUACUUCCUGAGUGGCAACUACAGAGAUCUGGAGCUUAAUGCCAAGGAUAAACUAAGGAAUGAGUUCAGAAGGGCUCAGCUUCCAUGUGGGAACGGGAUGGAUUUUUGGAAAGCUCAGAGCGCCCCCUGGACUGACAGACCAGGGUAGGUCAGACCUGCAACCCAAAUUUCCAAGUUUGGCCAGACAAACACGCCCCCGCCUCAGCUUCUGCCCGAGCUCAGGUUGCAGUUGGAGCUCCCAGAUUUCCCUUUCCAGAUGUUUUCAAGAUUAUUCCAAGCAAAUUCUUCUCUUACUCUGCCCUCCCUUCAUCCCUUCAGAGCAGAAACUGCAGGAUAGGGAAAAUAAUGGUUAUCCCGGACCCUCAGCUCUGGAGAAAAACCUUUGUAAGUGCUGGGAUCCCAGCUGGGAUUUGCUUGGAGCAGAUGUGGGAUUGUUUCUGAGGCCCUGUCUGCUGCAAAAGCAGCUGGAGUGGAAGCAGAUAUGAAUGAACCAGGUGUGGCCAGCUCACAGAGAGGCAGGAAAUUUGCCAUUCCCUCUGUUCCUAUUGCAAGGGAUCAUCCAGAUGAUGGGGGAGUAAGGGUAGAGUGGAGGACUGGAUACACCCCGUGCACCAUCCUCGUGUGUUCACAGCAUCCCUGCAACCUCCUCUGUGGCAAAGUCUAUUUAUCAUAUUUUUUUUUUUCCCUUUUCCACUCUCUUUUCACAAGAAAACAAAGUAGGGGGCUCUUUUUCCUCCUUGCACAGAGGGAAUAGUUUCUCAAGGUCGGUCUUGGUACCAUUUAGAAGAAAACUCUGACAAUUUUGCAUUCCUUGGCAGAGCUCAGGAGGAUGGUGAGCCCUUUUUCCUGGAGGCGAAACCCUCAGAGCUCCACUAAAACAUUGAAAACCCCCUGGCAAUGCUGAGAUCUACAGGGAGCAAGUGCCAUGGAGAGGAUAAUAGCUGGAAGUUACUCAAAUCCCAGUAUUCCACCAGC
Molecule: messenger RNA, 1827 nt
Organism: Vidua macroura (Pin-tailed whydah)
Lineage: Eukaryota; Metazoa; Chordata; Aves; Passeriformes; Viduidae
Product: ly6/PLAUR domain-containing protein 2-like
Exons: 3
Coding region: 23-406 (127 amino acids)
Molecular function (GO): acetylcholine receptor inhibitor activity
Source: RefSeq, a predicted model, not a curated record